AUGGAUCUCUUCACAAGUGCCCACAAGGACUGCCCCAUGCCCCAGGGCACGGAAACCCUUGACCCACACCUGUGCGAGGGCCGCCCGCCCGCCACUGCUCCAGACCAUGUCGCUGGCCAGGACAAACAGAUGGAUUUCUGUUGGGAUCCUUGGCAGAGAUGCUUCCAGACCACCAAUGGCCACCUGUGCCACUCCAGAUCCUGCGCCAGCAACUACAACGUGGCUGCCCUGGCCACCUCGUCUCUCGUGGGGGUGGUGCAGAGCAUCAAGGACCACAUGACCAAGCCCACGGCCAUGGCACGGGGCCGUGUGGCCCACCUCAUCGAGUGGAAGGGCUGGAGCGCCCAGCGAUCGGGCUGGGAGCUGUCCCCGGCCGAGGACGAGCGCUACCACUGCCUCCCAGACGAGCUGCGGGAGGCCCGCUUUGCAGCAGGGGUCGCCGAGCAGUUUGCCAUCACAGAGGCCACGCUGAGCGCCUGGUCCUCGCUGGAUGGUGAGGAGCUGCACCUCCUCGGGACCAGCCCCCAGGACACGGAUCAGCUCCAGGGUACAGCCCGGGGGCCUGGGCUGGGCCCCCAGCACCCCAGCCCUGAGCAGCAGCAUCCCGGGGACCUGGGGCCCAUGGCGGGGGGCUGCCUGCAGGGGUCGCUCCCCUCGGUGGACAGCGGCUCCCUCUCCGAAGAGGAAGACGAGGUUUUCUAUAACUGAGGUGGGGGCUGCAUGGGGCCAGCACCUGCCCACACCGUGACCUUGGCCAGUCCAUAGCCCAGGCACAUCUGGACUCUGGGAACGCCGCUGGGCGUCUCUGGACCACUUGGGGCAGGCUCAGGGAGGAAG
Messenger RNA from Lepus europaeus (European hare), 837 nucleotides. Its product is annotated as protein FAM131C-like. The record is from RefSeq and is a predicted model, not a curated record. The coding region runs from base 1 to 708 and encodes 235 amino acids. Lineage: Eukaryota; Metazoa; Chordata; Mammalia; Lagomorpha; Leporidae. The transcript has 7 exons.